Molecule: messenger RNA, 1034 nt
Organism: Cheilinus undulatus (humphead wrasse)
Lineage: Eukaryota; Metazoa; Chordata; Actinopteri; Labriformes; Labridae
Product: RING finger domain-containing protein
Exons: 1
Coding region: 1-651 (216 amino acids)
Biological process (GO): protein ubiquitination
Molecular function (GO): ubiquitin protein ligase activity
Source: RefSeq, a predicted model, not a curated record
AUGACAGGGGAUGUUGUCCCACUUCCCCAGCAGGGGGACACAGCUGCAGCAGCACCCAUCCCUAGCUCAACCCCUGGGGAGCCAAUGGAUGUGGAGUGUCCCAUCUGCUACCAAGAGUACAACCAGUACAACAAAUGCCCCCGGAUGCUGGAGUGCCUCCAUGUUUUCUGCACCGAGUGCCUCCAGAGGAUCCAGCUCUGCUCCUCUGAUCCCGCUGACCCUCACAGCCCGCCUGCCAUCCCUUGCCCACUCUGCCGCCACCUCACCCUUUUAGAGGCUGGGGAUGCCCUCUCCUUACCCUGCAACUCCCACAUCUUGGCCAGGCUGCCCCCCGUGGCCUUCCACAUGCCUGUACCCAUGGCAACUCGUCUGGCAACAGUCACCCAGAGGGUGGUGUUGUCCCUGGAGGGCAACAGUAGCGACACCCGCUUCAUCAUCCUGCCCACCGUCAGCCUAAGGGUACAGCAGAUGGACCCGGACAGGUCGUACGGCACGGCGCCAGGCCUGAUGGGAGAAGAGGAAGUCAUACAGCAGAGUAAGAAGACGCUGUUCUGCGUGCAGCUGCUGGCUGUCAUCUUCUGGGUGCUGUUUAUGAUCACCUGUGUGGUUGGGGUUGUGUUUGGGCCACAUUUCUUAAACAGAAAACUCUAAAAAGAGAUUAGGAAUAUCCUUUAGUAACACAAUCAUAGCUAACAGGGGAAUCUCUCUGUAAAUCUAGAAGUGUUGGAAAAAAAAUAUUUUCUAAAAUUAUGUUUGUUGUGAAAAUAUAGUUGAAUGUUUUGGUUGCUAUCCAUGGCUCUAGCUCUUUAUUUACAGAAAAGCCCAUUUACAGUCAAAAAUAACAGCAUAGGGCUCUUCAUAGAUGAUAGACAGGCAGAGUGCUCCCUCUAGUGGUUAAAGUGGAAAUGACAAAGCCAAGGAAUAUAAAACUAAAAUACAUUUCUUUUUUUCCUUCACAGUUUCAACAUUUUUUCCAUGCUUGUUUGAUUAUUGCUAAUAUAUACUAUUAUUAAAUUAUUAUCCUUCUGAUGGCU